Molecule: messenger RNA, 1239 nt
Organism: Microdochium trichocladiopsis
Lineage: Eukaryota; Fungi; Ascomycota; Sordariomycetes; Xylariales; Microdochiaceae
Exons: 3
Coding region: 1-894 (297 amino acids)
Source: RefSeq, a predicted model, not a curated record
AUGUUGCCAUCGCAGCAGCUGCAAGCGUCGCUUUCUCCAACCGAGCGUGAACAUGCAGGCCAAGGAUAUCAGAACAGCCAAAGUUCUCAUGUCGGAUGGACCGCUGCUCAUCGCGUUUCUGAUCUCAAGGACGGUGAACCCCUUGUGCAGCUGGCCAUGCACUCUGUGCUUACAGAACGAGCGCCAUCACCACAAUCGAAGUUGCAGCUUGAACGAAAUGGUCAUUCUUGUAAAGCCUUACCAGUUGGCCAGUUCCAGCCUCCUAGGGCUAUUGUACGUGAUGGCAACCCACGGCAGGCGGAAGGCAGCACACCUCCGAGGAAUCGCUCCAAGGUUCCCGGACCUGUGGCGAGCACCUUUGUAGAGAGAACCAAUGUGACACGCCGGGUAACAAUGGAGGAUAACGUUGUUAAGACCGCACGGACACAGAAAUCGCUUGAGUGUUUAGCAGAAUCCCCCAGAAACUUGCGCGCAAAUCAAGAACAUCGAGGCAAGCUUGCGAGCGAGGAAGCUAGCGUGGAUGCCAUCAACGAUUUGCUGGGCGCCAAUCUGACUCCACGGCCCGCAAGCCAGUCACCCAACGAAGAGGCUCCGUACUCUACAAACUCAAUGGACGAUCUAUACCUGGAUAUCGGCCACACCGACAACUUCCUUGGACUGAACGACGACACAUUUGUGAGCUACAUAGCCGUUGUUCGUCUUCCAUACCCUGUCCUGUCAAGCACCCGAGAACGCGUGGAACUGAUGCUGAGUUAUUGUCCAUCUCCUACGAGAUGCAUUGACGGAGUCAUUCGUCUCGGUCCCUGGCUCAUGCACAAAUAUGGCUCAUGCACAAAUAGCGACAUGAGCAUCGUAUAUCGUCUUCUCACCGAUUGGGACGCCUUCACCGACUAACCCUCCUCUACGACGCAGCUUAUUCAUCUGCUGAGGCUGAUCUUGAUCACUGUUGCCAUCAAAACUUUCGGAUCAUCGUUGCUAAAAGGUUAGCAUGGUAGCGCGUCAAAAAUGUACAUUCUAGGGCGUGCCGUUGACUGCGGUCAUUUAGUCUCGACGCCUGUAAGAUAGGCAUGGAGCUUGAUCUUGAUUGCGAACGAAAGGGUCAGAAGCUGGUGGACACUGGUCAUGCUUGAUCGUUGGAACGCGGUUGUCACUGCCAGCCCAUGCUAGUCCGAAAUCACCGCAUCGCUCUUGUUCCUCGCAUGAUUCCCAGUGCUAAGCAAGCCCGUUUGUCGUCUGACC